UAAAAUGUUUUUAAAUUCACGUGGAGCAGACAUUUUGUUGCAGUUCUAAACGUUCGGUUCGGUUUGUUAAACCUGUCGUUGUGGCGCCAAUGCAUGUUGACUAUCGUUCAUCGAUACACCGCGUACACGGCAACCGUGUGUGACCACAAAUCCGUUGACCAACACUGACUGCAGCAGAGCAGACAACAACAACAUCGAACGUGCGUGCGUGUGUGUGCGUGUGAGAUUGGAAGACAAUGGCUGCAGCUGCGGAUCUGGUUGUUCCUACCCUUGCCAUUCGCUCUAGCGUGGGCGUGGAAUUGUGGUCCACGGCGGGCCCCAAGCAGCCCUACGAGCACAAGCCCCACCUGCCCCGCGAGGAGACGAAGAGCUCCCGCUCGAUCUGCUUCAGCUCCGACGGCCGGUACUUCGCCUUCUCCAACGGCCAGGAGGUCAAGGUGCUCCAGGUGAGCCAGGACAGCGCCGCCAGCUGGCCAGUCAAGUGCGUCCUGCCCAGGCCCAAGGCCUUCUACCUCCAGUUCUCGCCACGUGGCAGCUACCUGUGCACCUGGGAGCACUAUGCCAUCACCAAGGACCGGCCGGAGGGCUCGCCCAACCUGCUCGUCUACGAGGUGGCCACCGGCGCCGAGGUGUUCGCCAUCGUCCAGAAGAACCAGACAGACUGGCAACCCUCCUGGUCGGCGGACGAGUCCAUCUUCGCCCUGGUCGUUGGAGGCGAGGCGCUCUUCUAUGACCUCGGCGAGGGAGCAGACAAGGGAUUUGCCUCCACGUCGCGCAAGAUCGGAGGUAGUCGCGGCGGAAUGCUGUCGCUGGGCCCCGGGAACUGUCCGCCCUUCUUGGCUUUCUACACGCCAGGCGCCAAGGGCGCUCCUUCCAUGUGCAAGCUUUACAAGUACCCAGCACUGGGCCAGAACCAGACCGUUGCCUGCAAGAGCUUCUUCCAGGCGGACCGCGUCGAGAUGCUGUGGAACAAGCGGGGCAGUGGAUUGCUGCUUCUGACCAGCACGGAGGUGGACAAGAGCGGCGCCUCGUACUACGGCAACCAGGCGGUGCACUUCAUGGCCACGAAGGGCGACACCUGCUCAGUGCCCCUCUCCAAGGAGGGUCCGGUACACUGCGUGAAGUGGAGUCCCAAGGCAACUGAGUUUGUGGUCGUCUACGGGUUCAUGCCCUCGAAGGCGGCCCUCUACAAUCUCAAGUGCGAUGUGGUCUUCGACUUUGGCGAGGGGCCGCGCAACUGCGCGUACUUCAAUCCGUUCGGCAACCUCAUAGUGCUCGCUGGCUUCGGCAAUUUGCCCGGAGCCGUCGAGGUGUGGGAUGUGUCCAAACGUGAGAAGCUGGCGAACCUCAAGUGCGCCGACACCACGGUCUUCGAGUGGCAUCCGAACGGGGAGUGGUUUAUUACGGCCACCACGGCGCCCAGGCUACGCAUCAGCAACGGGUUCAAGGUGUACCACUACUCAGGAGCCCUGCUCCACGAGACCAUGUGGCCGCAGGGCCAGGAGCUGCUGGGCAUCGAGUGGCAGCAGUUCGCUGACAAGACGUUCAGCGAGCCAAAGAUCACCAAGGCAAAGCACGAGGGCAUUAAAUCCAGCCAACCCGAGGCCAGCAAGAAGGCCUACACACCGCCCCAUCUGCGGCUGUUGAAGGAGGGCAAGAAUCCGGAGAAGUAUCUGCCCCAGCCGAGUGUUCCCGGACUGGCCCCGGCAGCAGCAGCAGGUGGUGCCAAUGGAAACAAGAGGCACAACAAGAACAAGCAGCGGAGCGCUAGGAAGGAUGUAAACGUGAACGGCGGCGAUGCGGAAUCUGUUCCGGUCGAAGUGGCGGAGCCAGGUGAUCUUGGUGCUCGUCAGUCACCCGUUUCGGUGCCUAAAGUGGAGCAGAGGCAGCAGCCCACUCCCAGACCAAAGUACCAGCAGAACAACGCCGCCGAUCAGCAAGAGAAUACCCAGGGACAGGGCCAGGCCAAUGGGCAGAACAUCAGCGAGAAGGACCGCAAGAUCCGCAGCGUCGCCAAGAAGCUGUCGGACAUCAAGAAGCUGAAGGUCCGUCGCAGCCAGGGCGAGAACCUGGAGCUGAACCAAUUAAACAAGAUUAAGAUGGAAGCAUUGUACCUGGACGAGCUCAAGGCUCUCAAGUUGUCAGCCUAGUAGGACGAUGAAAGCGAUGACGACGACGGCGGCGAGAUGAAGGAUAGGGAUGCGAGGAGCAAUUGCUCUUGUGAUUGUGAUACACCACCUCUUCUCAGCUCCACUCCAUUUCCACCUCCUGUCCGUCCCUUCCUGCUGUCUUACGCUCACUUUGUGGCCCCCCGUUUGCCGCGAUAAGUUUCUAGUUAAAAACAUUUUUCUACUAUUGUGAUUUCUUAACUAUUUUUUGGCAAAACAAACAGUCACUCCCAAACAACAAAUUUAUGUACCAAAUUGUGCUACUGAGUAAAUAAAGAUGUUUCCACCAAGA
Drosophila subpulchrella is the source of this 2460-nucleotide messenger RNA. RefSeq names its product eukaryotic translation initiation factor 2A (gene eIF2A). Lineage: Eukaryota; Metazoa; Arthropoda; Insecta; Diptera; Drosophilidae. Gene Ontology annotation, molecular function: protein binding; translation initiation factor activity; tRNA binding. The transcript has 4 exons. The coding region runs from base 237 to 2150 and encodes 637 amino acids. Gene Ontology annotation, cellular component: cytosolic small ribosomal subunit. Gene Ontology annotation, biological process: translational initiation. The record is from RefSeq and is a predicted model, not a curated record.